This is a messenger RNA of Marmota monax (woodchuck), 2965 nucleotides long. Its product is annotated as prostaglandin G/H synthase 2. The record is from RefSeq and is a predicted model, not a curated record. NCBI's taxonomy places the organism in Eukaryota, Metazoa, Chordata, Mammalia, Rodentia, Sciuridae. Bases 126 to 1940 code for a protein of 604 amino acids. The transcript has a single exon. Gene Ontology annotation, cellular component: cytoplasm; neuron projection. Gene Ontology annotation, molecular function: prostaglandin-endoperoxide synthase activity; oxidoreductase activity, acting on single donors with incorporation of molecular oxygen, incorporation of two atoms of oxygen; heme binding. Gene Ontology annotation, biological process: cyclooxygenase pathway; response to oxidative stress.
UUGAGCAGUGAGCGUCAGCACUCCCGGGAACUCCGCAGCGGCGCCUCCCGCAGGGCCACCUCCGGACGACAGCCGACCAGACAGCCAAGCUCCGCCCGCCGCGCACCGCCCCGCCCUCGGCCACGAUGCUCCGGGCCGCUCUGCUGCUCAGCGCCGCCUUGGCCAUCAGCCACGCAGCAAAUCCUUGCUGUUCCAACCCAUGUCAAAACCAAGGUGUAUGUAUGAGCACAGGAUUUGACCAGUAUAAGUGUGACUGUACCAGAACAGGAUUCUACGGUGAAAAUUGUUCAACACCUGAACUUUUGACCAGAAUAAAACGACUUCUGAAGCCCACUCCAAACACAGUCCACUACAUACUUACCCACUUCAAGGGGGUCUGGAACAUUGUCAAUAAUAUUCCCUUCCUGCGAAAUUCAAUCAUGAGAUAUGUGUUGACUUCCAGAUCACAUUUAAUUGACAGUCCACCAACUUACAAUGUGCACUAUGGCUACAAAAACUGGGAAGCCUUCUCUAACCUCUCCUACUAUACCAGAGCCCUUCCUCCUGUGGCAGAUGACUGCCCAACGCCCAUGGGUGUGAAAGGGAAGAAGGAGCUUCCUGAUUCUAAAGAGGUGUUUGAAAAAGUUCUUCUAAGAAGAAAGUUCAUUCCUGACCCCCAAGGCACCAAUAUGAUGUUUGCAUUCUUUGCUCAGCAUUUCACCCAUCAAUUUUUUAAGUCAGAUAGGAAUCGAGGGCCAGCUUUCACCACAGGACUGGGCCACGGGGUGGACCUAAGUCAUGUUUAUGGUGAAACUCUGGAUAGACAACAUAAGCUGCGCCUCUUCAAGGAUGGAAAACUGAAAUAUCAGGUGAUUGGUGGAGAGGUGUAUCCUCCCACAGUCAAAGACACUCAGGUGGAGAUGAUCUACCCCCCUCACAUCCCUGAACACCUUCGGUUUGCUGUGGGGCAGGAGGUCUUUGGUCUUGUGCCUGGUCUGAUGAUGUAUGCCACAAUCUGGCUACGGGAACAUAACAGAGUGUGCGAUGUGCUUAAACAGGAACAUCCAGAGUGGGAUGAUGAGCGGUUGUUCCAGACGAGCAGACUAAUAUUAAUAGGGGAGACCAUUAAAAUUGUGAUUGAAGACUACGUCCAGCACUUGAGCGGGUAUCACUUCAAACUCAAGUUUGACCCAGAGCUGCUUUUCAACCAACAAUUCCAGUACCAAAACCGUAUUGCUUCUGAGUUUAACACACUUUAUCACUGGCAUCCCCUUCUGCCUGACACCUUUCAAAUUCAUGACCAGGAGUACAACUAUCAACAGUUUCUCUACAACAACUCCAUAUUACUGGAACAUGGACUUACCCAGUUCGUUGAGUCAUUCACCAGACAAAUUGCUGGCAGGGUUUCUGGAGGCAGGAAUGUGCCAUCUGCAGUACAAACAGUGGCCAAGGCCUCAAUUGACCACAGCAGAAAUAUGAAAUACCAGUCUUUCAAUGAGUACCGCAAACGCUUUAACCUGAAGCCUUACAAAUCAUUUGAAGAACUUACAGGAGAAAAGGAAAUGGCCUCAGAGUUGGAAGCCCUCUAUGGUGACAUUGAUGCCAUGGAGUUCUAUCCUGCCCUCCUGGUGGAAAAGCCUCGUCCUGACGCCAUCUUUGGUGAGACCAUGGUGGAAAUUGGAGCACCAUUCUCCUUGAAAGGACUUUUGGGUAAUCCUAUAUGUUCUCCUCACUAUUGGAAGCCAAGCACUUUUGGAGGAGAAGUGGGCUUUAAGAUCAUUAACACUGCCUCAAUUCAGUCCCUCAUCUGCCGUAACGUGAAGGGCUGUCCCUUGGUCUCAUUCAGUGUUCAGGAUCCACUGCUCACCAAGACAGUCACCAUCAAUGCAAGUGCUUCUCACUCCAGACUAGAAGACAUCAAUCCCACAGUACUACUGAAAGGGCGUGCAACAGAACUGUAGAAGUCUAUUGAUCAUAUUUAUUUAUUUAUGGACCACACCUUUUAACUUAAUUAUUUAAUAUUUAUAUUAAACGCCUUAUGUUACUUUCCAUCUUCUGUAACAGAAGGCGGCAGUACUCUUAUUAGAGAGGAAGGGGUCACACUUGUGGAAAUUAUUGUCACUACUUUUAAAGAUCAUUUUCUUCCACUUAAGGGGGAAAAACAGUUCAUUCUUUUCUUUAGAAAACAAUGGGAAGUGACUUUUGACAUGUUUUUACUUGAAUUUCAGUGUAUAGUAUGUUUUAAUAAGAACAAAUGCCAAGGUAUUUGAACAUUCAAAUACUUACAAGAUGGAAAUGCUGCAGUUUCUACACUGCCAUUAUUUUUAAUCUGCCUUUUAUGCUGCAAUAGGGCAACUAGGGUUGGAAUUUUAAAGGACUUGGGUAUUAAUCUGUCAUCAAACAAGGGUACAAGAUAUUUAAAUGAAUGUCUAAAGCAGACACUACCAGUAAUUUCAUGUCUUUUUAAAGCAGCCUUGAAAUAAUAAUUUGAAUCUAAAUCCAUGGGUAGAAUCAAUUUUAACAGCUCAUUUGCUAAAGUUGUCAAACUCUUUACUCAUAUCAAUAAAAGAAGCAAUCAGAUUUAAAUCUCCAAAACCAGUAGAAAUUAUAAUUACUGGUUAAAAUAUUAGAGAUUUUUGCUUUUUCACUAGGAGAAAAAAUCCAACAUGACUGUUACAACCGCCUUUUAAAUCAAAAUAUCAAAUUUGGGGGUUUUCACUAGUGAGUGCAAAUUUAUUUAUAAUGUGACUGUUACAACUUCAUUUUAAAUCAAAAUACUAUUUAUUAAGUUGGUUUCCAUAGACCCUUGAUUCUUUUAGAGUCCAGUUCCAUCUUAAAGAUUUUAGAAUUUGUUUUUAUGAACAAUAACAUGCUGAAUUUAGGACUUGGGAGGGUGAGGCAGAAGGAUCUAGGUGAAACAGCAAUUUAGUGAGACUUGUGUCACAAAAGAUAAAAAGGGAUUUUUUUCCUGGUAGCUACUUUGUUA